UUCUGCGAAGGGUUUAGAUCCUUCUUUGGCACCCAAAUGAAGCCGAACGACAAAAGAAAAGAAAAAAUAAAAUAAGUCCCUGCAGGCGACGAAAGAAAAGAAACGAAACGGAAACGCGUUCACCAUCAGCAGCCUGGGCUUCAUCCCUUUCGUUAACCUAAUUUCCUAAAUCAGGCGCGCGCCUUCGCCUGGAGGCUAGCACCUAGGCUCCAGCAGCCCUUUGCGCCUCAGUGUGCGUUGCGCCUUUAAUUACUAUGUUAUUUUCUAGAAUCUCAAGAAUUGGAGUUGGGAUAGUUAAACAUCUCUCUAGAGAGGAAUUAUAUUACAUGGCGGCUUACAUACGUAGCCUCUCUACUAGAGCAAAUCUUGUCAGACGACAAUGUCAAUUUUCGUUUAGUUAUAUUCUUCAUCAUGAUGAUGAUCGCAAACGCAACUCCAUUGAUGAAGGUCCAUUGCCUCUGAGAGGGAUGAGUAGUAGUUCAUUGCAGCAGAGGGGAUUUGCAAGUGGGUUUAUCAAUAAUUCAUCCAAAUACAGUGGUUUCUCUCAAGAAAGAAGAAGAUGCUCUGAGUUUUCUCUCUCACCAAGCAUUGGGGCAUCGUUUCUCCGGUAUAUGUCAACGACAAUUGGUGAAGGGUCAGAGAAACUUGAGCUGAUGAGUGAUGUUGCUGAUGUUCUUACAGACACCACUGUUCAAGCUGUGGCCAACCCUGCAGUGAAUGAAGUUGCAGUUGCUGCUGCUGAUUCUUUUUUCCCUGUUGCAAUCCUUCAGCAUGUUAUUGAUAAUGUGCAUUCUUUUACUGGUUUUAAUUGGUGGGCUUCAAUAAUUUUAACUACUCUUUUGAUUCGAGGGGCAACAGUUCCACUUCUGAUAAAUCAACUAAAAGCUACAUCGAAACUAACUCUGAUGAGGCCACGCUUGGAGGAGAUUAAGCAACAGAUGCAAGAUAAAGGUAUGGACCCUGCUACGGUGGCAGAAGGCCAAAAACAAAUGAAGUUGCUCUUCAAUGAAUAUGGUGUGAGUCCUUUUACUCCACUGAAGGGGCUCUUUAUUCAAGGUCCUGUCUUUAUCUCUUUUUUCCUGGCGAUUUCAAACAUGGUAGAAAAAGUGCCUUCCUUUAAAACUGGUGGAGCAUUUUGGUUUGUUGAUUUAACAACUCCAGAUAGUCUAUACAUCUUUCCAAUUUUGACAGCCUUAACUUUCUGGAUAACUGUGGAGUGCAACAUGCAAGAAGGCAUGGAAGGAAAUCCUGCUGCUGGCACGAUGAAAAAUGUAUCUAGGGUCCUGGCUGCUGUUUCAAUUCCGCUUACCAUGAGUUUCCCCAAGGCUAUAUUUUGUUAUUGGAUCACUUCCAACUUAUUCUCGCUGUUUUACGGCCUAGUGCUUAAAGUUCCUGGGGUAAAGAAGACCUUGGGUAUUCCUAAAAUACCUGUUCCUCCAGCUGGCACUGCUUCACAGUCUUCCUUCAGUCUUUCUUCAGCAAUCAAACAAGCCCUGGCGGCAAAACAGCAGGUUGCUACUUCAUCACCUGUUGAAUCAUCAUCCAAGAUGAUUUCGGAUCAAAGAAUAUCUUCAUCUUCAGUAAUUAGUCAGAGGAUUAAAAGUUUAGAGAAACAAGUAAAGGGAAGGAAGAAAAACAAGAAGAGGUGAGACAUAAAUCCAUUUUUGUAAUGCGAUAACCAGAAAUGAGGUUUAAAUACUGUUACAAUGAAUUAAUUUAGUAUUAGUCAUAUUCUUUAUUUUGCAAGAAAAGGAAUAGCAAAGGGAGUAUAGUUCACAUUAAAUUAGCAAGGGCCGAUAGCCCAUUAUUCGAAUAAUCAUUUGACUGCUAAUAGUUUUGCUUGAAGUUCAAAAUGUUUGUAGUUUUUUUGGUGCUGGUAAUAAAUUUCCUUUUGCGUUGA
Messenger RNA from Jatropha curcas, 1900 nucleotides. RefSeq names its product inner membrane OXA1-like protein (gene OXA1). Gene Ontology annotation, biological process: protein insertion into mitochondrial inner membrane from matrix. Gene Ontology annotation, cellular component: mitochondrial inner membrane. Gene Ontology annotation, molecular function: membrane insertase activity. The record is from RefSeq and is a predicted model, not a curated record. NCBI's taxonomy places the organism in Eukaryota, Viridiplantae, Streptophyta, Magnoliopsida, Malpighiales, Euphorbiaceae.